CUGCUGGACGCUUGCUAAUUCAAUUCUCUUUUCCCUUUCCGGGCCCUUCCCUAUCGUCGCCCCCUUCACCUUGGAUCAUGUUCAAGAAAUUUGAUGAAAAAGAAAAUGUGUCCAACUGCAUCCAGUUGAAAACCUCAGUUAUAAAGGGUAUUAAGAACCAGUUGAUAGAACAAUUUCCAGAUAUUGAACCAUUGCUUAAUCAAAUCAUGCCUAAGAAAGAGCCUGUCAAAAUAGUGCGAUGCCAUGAACAUAUAGAAAUCCUUACAGUAAAUGGAGAAUUACUAUUUUUUAGACAAAGAGAAGGGCCUUUUUAUCCAACCCUAAGGUUACUUCACAAAUAUCCUUUUAUCCUGCCACACCAGCAAGUUGAUAAAGGAGCCAUCAAAUUUGUACUCAGUGGAGCAAAUAUCAUGUGUCCAAGCUUAACUUCCCCUGGAGCUAAACUUUACCCUGCUGUAGUAGAUACAAUUGUUGCAAUCAUGGCAGAAGGAAAACAGUGUGCUCUGUGUGUUGGAGUCAUGAAGAUGUCUGCAGAAGAUAUUGAGAAAGUCAACAAAGGAAUUGGCAUUGAAAAUAUCCAUUAUUUGAAUGAUAGGCUGUGGCAUAUGAAGACCUAUAAAUGAGCCUCGGAAGGAAUGCAUUUGGCUAAAUACGGAUAUUGUGCUGUAUCUGUGUUUGUGUCUGUGUGUGACAGCAUGAAGUCAAUACCUCUGUGGUUAUGCUGAAUAAAUUCAACAGAUGCUAAAAAAAAAAAAAAAAAAAAAAAAA
Molecule: messenger RNA, 768 nt
Organism: Lontra canadensis (Northern American river otter)
Lineage: Eukaryota; Metazoa; Chordata; Mammalia; Carnivora; Mustelidae
Product: malignant T-cell-amplified sequence 1-like
Exons: 1
Coding region: 78-623 (181 amino acids)
Biological process (GO): formation of translation preinitiation complex
Molecular function (GO): RNA binding
Source: RefSeq, a predicted model, not a curated record